Molecule: messenger RNA, 759 nt
Organism: Dracunculus medinensis (Guinea worm)
Lineage: Eukaryota; Metazoa; Nematoda; Chromadorea; Rhabditida; Dracunculidae
Source: the annotation of a GenBank genome assembly
AUGCAUAAGUAUCAACCGCGACUGCAUGUUGUACGAUGUGCUGAAUUAAUUAAUUUGCCCUAUUCGACAUUUCGAACAUUUGUUUUUAAAGAAACAGAAUUUAUCGCUGUUACGGCUUAUCAAAACGAAAAGGUUACUCAGCUAAAAAUAGAUAACAAUCCAUUUGCAAAAGGAUUUCGAGAUGCCGGUGCUGGUAAACGUGAAAAAAAACGAUUGCUGAGCAAAAAUAAUGAGAAUUAUCUAAAAGCAAGCGAUGAAGGAGGGGGUGGAGUGGGAGGAGGAGGUGGAAUUGACUCACCCAUUCGAGCGGGGAGCUCUGUUGAUUCGGAUGUAACUGACGAUGAUGAACCUUCCCAAAAAAAGAUCAAGAAUAAUGACACCGUUAACCAACAACAACAGCAACAGCAUAAUAUUCGAAGUGGGGCAGGAGGUGGAGAUGGUGGAGGAGGAAUAACACCUACAGGGACAAUAUUAAGCAAGGAAAAUACUUUUAUUUACCAUCCGACUACAUUCCUACCAUUUUUCAAUGGUUAUUCAUUUCCUCCUCCUUUAUCCGAUUUUUAUUAUCCUUCGCCAACACCAUUCUCAAGAGAAUUGUUCCUUCAACACGCCACACAAUUUUCGCAGUUUUUUAAUCGCCCCAUACUACCAACAAUAACAAAUAACGCUACAAACGCAAAUCCUCUUCCUGCUGUUCCUAUAGUACCUCCACCAAAGAAAGGAGGAUUUGAUGUUUCUGAUCUCCUUGCUAAGCCGUGA